Pocillopora damicornis (cauliflower coral) is the source of this 4072-nucleotide messenger RNA. Its product is annotated as alpha-1A adrenergic receptor. The record is from RefSeq and is a predicted model, not a curated record. Gene Ontology annotation, cellular component: plasma membrane. Gene Ontology annotation, molecular function: G protein-coupled receptor activity. Gene Ontology annotation, biological process: G protein-coupled receptor signaling pathway. NCBI's taxonomy places the organism in Eukaryota, Metazoa, Cnidaria, Anthozoa, Scleractinia, Pocilloporidae.
UACGUUUUUAAGAAACGUGAAAUCGCUUUCUCGAAUUUAAACAGCAAAAGCGCUUAAUUAUGUCUCCAUUCAUUCCUACUUGAAGAGUGCCGCGUUACCCGCAGCUCAAAUUGGUCUUCAAUGUUUAAUAUCGAAUAUCGUCGACGCCGUAAUGAUAUCCGAAUGGAGCUGCAUCCUGCUUGUCAAAAAAAAAAAAACCACACAACCUGCUAGUGGUGGAAGUCUGAAGCUACACACCAAGUAGUAUCAUAAACACUUACCUGGUUUAUCUUCUCCUUUUGCAAUGUUAUUGUUUUUAGCAGCGCAGCCAGUUGUAGCUUUCCUGCUGGGCACCGGCACGAUCAAUGUAUUCUUUUGAUUAUCGUUUGUCUCAACUCAAACCGAGACAGCUGCUUUUUUCCACUUCGAGGAGCAAUUACGCGCCUUAAAACCCGAAGGAACAUUGUUAAAAACAAUCCAAAUUAUUGAUACGUAUGUUGUUUCUACGUCCGACUGAAACACAGUUGCAUUGCUGGAGGCAUCUUCUCUAAAAUAACUGUAGCGCAUUUUGGAUCUACAUAUCAGCUAUAAGCGAGACAGUAAAUAUUUAUUCCACGAAAUACCCACCAUGUUAUUGGUGAUCAAGAAUCUGAUUCUUAGUAUCUUUAUUUUCCGCUCCUUUUUUGUUUUGCUUUCGCUGUUAUCUGGCGAUUUCUAAACCACAAUUUUAAAACAAAACUCAUUUUAAUUGUCGCCGUGGUGCGGACAAAAAUUUACCCCAAGUUCCAAACACAGCACCCAGUCUGGUUUAAACAACAAUGCAUAAUUCCUUCGUCUUUUCAAUUUCAAUCCGCAGACUUGUUUACUCUGGUCCUAUUUUGCGCCAGAAUUGGAGCAGACAGAUGUACUUGCUUGAACUUACUCGAAGGCAACAAUCCGUGGUGUUAACAUCACCCGGCGUAAAGUCGAGAACUUUCCAAAAGUUUCACGACCCUUCAUACAAACUUGAGAUUUGCUCUUAAAUACAUAUGGUAUUAUCGGUUUCGUUCCGUAAAAUAGAAAAAAAUCAUUAUGAGAUCUUGAUGAAAUUCACGAAGUUUAUUCAGAAAUAUGAGUUUACUCGCUCGUCAAUAUAUGCAAACUGGAUUUAUGCAGGUACAACCCAAACUAAAACCACAUCGAUUAAAACAAGAUAUAAUGUCACUUUACAAACAGACACAAAUAAUACGAAAUUUCCACUUGCUUUCCUUCAAGUAUUGACAGGCUUUGUUGGCCUUGGUGGCGAGCAAAUAACGAGCCGCCGAAGAAACUAAAUAUUGACCGCUUCCUCUGAGAUAUAUUUGAUUAACAUAUUUCGUAAUGAAAUGGAAUAUUUCUACGAAAGCAAACAGUACAUAUAUUAGGAUUACUCAACAACUUCCCUCGUCAGUGAAAGAACUUUAUUAUUUUACAUGUCUGCGUCUGAAAGCGGAUUGUUUGUAAAUUAGUCGAAGAUCAAAUGAGGCACUUUUGCAUUGAAGUACUGAAACAAUCCGCAAUGAAUUUCACAAAAUUUUAGUUCAUGAACUUGUCAGAAAUUCAUUGAUGCGUUUUGUUUCUCUUGCAAUUUUUUAUUUUUAACUCUCACUCUUCCAUAAACAAAAAUUGCAACUUUUGUAAGUUGCAUUUCCCUUCCUGUCUUGAAAGACAGCGGGGAGAAAUCUUUGUCAAACGUAAAUUAUUUUUUCCUUCGCCUCAUGGGUCCUCACUCAAGCAGGUAUAAACAAAUAUAUUUCAUUGUCAACGCUAAUUCGAAAUUGCGAUAGGUAACAAGAACUCAGCGAGGUUAGCCAAGCUUUAUCUCAAACAGCAAAAUCAUUACUAACAAAGAAGUACGAAAUUGAGAAGGAAAUAUACCGCAAUCUCCAUUGAAAGCUCGUUAUGUGAAAUUGAAGCAAAGGAGGAACACGUUACUCCCACUAAUUGAAGACAGUGUUAGCAAGAUCUUUAUUCAUUAAUAAAAGCCUCUUUUUUUGAUCGAGGAGGUUCCACAACCCAAAUAAAUUUAAAUACAAAAAUUAAAAAAUGGACUAAUUAAUAGUCACGUCAGAAGAGAGACAAAUCGGAGCAUAGAUGUCACCGCCCUUACUUGUCUUAAGAGCGCUGCCAAUGUGCCCUCACCGUCACUUGGCGACAACAAUUGAUUCGUACACGCGUUUUAUCGCCAACGUCUGUUAUUGAUAGAAGCCUGAUAAAUACGCGUAGACAAGCGCGCGCAGCGCAUUACUCAACAACCAUACCCAGUUGUCAACAUGAAUGGUACAGAUGGAACUAAAGCUUCGAUUUCUUGUGAUAGUAACAGUGCGCCAUAUACACUGGCCUCUACGAUAUCCCAGGCGAGUUUCGUUAUUUUCAUUCUAAUUCUUGAUGUUUGCGGAAAUUGCUUAGUGAUCGGUGCUAUUUUACAUUAUCGGCGGCUUCGCACGGUGACAAACUAUUUCAUCAUCUCUUUGGCUGUGUCAGAUGUUCUCAUCGCCGCUCUUUCCAUGCCGUUUCGCAUUCACCACACACUGAACUAUAUGUGCUGGGAUCUAGGUCAGAUUCUUUGUGAAGUUUGGGUGUUCGUGGACCUACUGUGUUCCUGCGCGUCCAUAACAAACCUAAGCCUUAUCUCGAUCGACCGAUUCUUAGCGCUAAGUUUCCCACUGAGCUACAGGAGUAUUAUGACGAAAAGUAGAGGAUUUGCCGCCAUUACCUUCGUCUGGGGUUACUCUGGCCUCAUAGCAGCUUUAUCUUUCACGGGUUGGUCCCCUGACGCAGAAACGAUUUCUUCGAAUGAGUGCAAGAAAUCGGAUCCUUAUUAUUAUUUGUUCGCCAUAACUGCUGGUUUUUUCCUGCCUUUAACCAUUCUCGUUAUCAACUACUCAAUGGUUUUCAAGGUCGCCUUCACACAGGCCAAAAAACUGCAGCUGUUAAAAUCAGCGAGUGCGAUGGAGCCUGGCGAGAUAUCUGAGGCGGACAUUCGAAAGGACGCGCGCCAAAGCAUCGUAAAUAUUGGACGGACGGAGCGUAAACGUCGAAAAUCAAUCGUACGCGAACUGAAAGCCACUAAGACUCUCGCUAUCGUCAUCGGAACUUUCAUCGUUUGUUGGUUACCCUUCUUCAUUAUAAUGUUUAUAGUACAAUUUUGCGGGGACUGCUUGCUUAAGAUUCCUGAGAAAGGACAACAAUUUGUGGCGAUCGUUUUCGUUUACGUAUUACCUUUGCUGAACUCGGCCGUAAAUCCAAUUAUUUACUCGAGCUUUAACAGCGAUUUUAGAAAAUCUUUCAAGGAUAUUUUCAUUCGCAUUUGUGUCAUCCGAGGACGGGACAGUUACACGCAUAGAUCGACUUCAGGCGAUGAAGAUGUAUCUGUAGUGACAUUUUUUACCAGCAGAUUUGGUAAUGGAACAACCCCACAGAUUGUUAUUCAGGAGGCAAACUCGGCUUCAGAAGAGGGAGAUUCAGUGUAAUUAGAAUUCGGAAAUCUUAAAAGAGAAGUGAUACAACGUUCAAUAAGAAAAUUGCAUGGAACCCUAAAUAAGCAUCUAUCAUUUAACAUCGAGUCGCUAAUAAAUUGUUUUCUGCAUGAUUUUUCUUUGUUUAUGUGGUACACGCGCCAAAAGAAUGAAGUUUGCUUUUUCCUUGUCGCUCUCGCAGGGACAAAGCACUAUUGUAAUGAAUUGAGGAAAUGCUGCUUUGGUGACACGUCCAAGUGUCAUUAUAACGAAAGAACUCUCAAGUAAAUUGAAAUGUUAGCGAAUUUAGCUUUGUACCUCUCCGAAGCAUUUUUGCUUUUCAAAUUCAACGGGUAGGAAACAUUUUUUUAAUGAAAACGAUUUUCAGGAAUGUUUACAUUUAUUUAUUUAUUUAGAUAAUCUAAAUGUAAGGAAUAAGCAUUGCUAAAAGAAGCGUUUGCUUAGCGGCGAAACGAUAACGAAUUCAGUGAAAACAGUGUUAUGCUAAGUUCCCUCCGCAAAAUUUGCCCUUCGGUGUGCGAAUGGUUCUACUGGGAAUAAAGAAUUGCCACGAUAAAGUUUUAAGCAAAAUAAAGACGCAGGUUAUUUUUUUCGAA